Saprolegnia diclina VS20 is the source of this 1850-nucleotide messenger RNA. RefSeq names its product GTP-binding protein YchF. The transcript is spliced from 4 exons. Lineage: Eukaryota; Oomycota; Saprolegniomycetes; Saprolegniales; Saprolegniaceae. The record is from RefSeq and is a predicted model, not a curated record. Gene Ontology annotation, cellular component: cytoplasm. Bases 615 to 1802 code for a protein of 395 amino acids. Gene Ontology annotation, molecular function: GTP binding; ATP hydrolysis activity; ATP binding.
GCGACACGGCCCUCGCGCCAGCUGGCCAGCGCGCGGAUCGCACUUGGACUGAGUAUGCAAGAGGACAAGCCGAUGCAGAGAAGGCUGGCGACGACCAGCUCGAGAAAGAAGCCUCGGGGAGAAGCGAGUGUGAAGCGAAGCUCUGCGCAAGCACCGUUAUGGAGGCCUCUAUAAAUUCCCGCUGUCGUAUCGCGGCUCCCGAAAUGAUCGGUCGUCCAAGCAAACCUUGGCAGCGCGAGGGUGCCAGCUCAGGUCCAUGGCAAAGGCCAGCAGUGGAAGGCUACUACUUGGUAGCCGUGGGGACAACGAUGAGGGCGACGGACAGUUGGCCGUACGAGAGCAGCGUCCGUGAGCCAACGCAUGCAGCCUGUCGGUAUGAACCAGCACCUGCAGUGCAUCGUCGGAGGCAUGCACAGGCUGCAUGCUCCGACAGACUUGCGUCAUGGUCGGUCGGUAUGUUGUGAGCAACCGCCAAUCAAAGGUCGGAAAACACGAACAGGAUCGUCGCGUGUGCUGCCACGUCAUAGGUGGCGGUUCUAUGCCCCGGUCGAGGACGACCUUGGGAUUUGUAUGUGGGCGUAUCAUUGGUGCGUAGACAAAACUCGAUAUCGACCAUGCCCCCGAAGAAGGCCGUUGAAGCUGAACCGUCCGCCGCCCGCUUCGGCCGCGCCGGCAACUCGCUCAAGAUGGGCCUCGUCGGCCUCCCCAACGUGGGCAAGUCGUCGCUCUUCAACCUCCUCACGGCGCAGGCGGUGGCCGCUGAGAACUUUCCCUUCUGCACCAUCGACCCGAACGAGGCGCGCUGCGCCGUGCCCGACGAGCGCUACGAGUGGCUCUGCAAGGUGUGGCAGCCGCCGAGCGAGUAUCCCGCGUACCUCCAGUGCACGGACAUUGCCGGCCUCAUCCGCGGCGCCAGCGAAGGCGCCGGCCUCGGCAACGCCUUCCUCUCGCACAUCCAGGCCGUCGAUGGCAUCUUCCACAUCGUCCGCGCCUUUGAGAGCGACGAAGUCGUCCACGUCGACGACUCGGUCGACCCGAUCCGCGAUCUCGAGACGAUCCAAGGCGAGCUCUGCAAGAAGGACUUGGCGUACGUGCUCGGCCAGCGCAAGGCGCGCGAGGCCGACGUGCGCAAGAACCCGACCAUGAAGCUGCCGCCGCUCUUCUUCUCGGUCAUGGACGAGGUCCAAGAGAUGCUCGAGAACAACGUUGGCAUCGCCUCCAAGGAGGGCUGGACGGCGCCGGAAGUCGAGAAGAUCAACGAACUCAUCCCGGCCUGCAUCACGACCAAGCCCAUCAUUUACUGCGUCAACUUGAGCAAGCGCGACUUCCUCCGCAAGCAGAACAAGUGGCUCGUGCCCAUCAAGCAGUGGAUCGACACGCAUGGCGGCGGCGUCAUGAUCCCGUUCUCGAUCGAGCACGAGCAGGAGCUCUGGGCCAACCGCGCCAACCCGAUCGCGGACGCCGCCCCGUCCGUGCUGCCGCGCAUCAUCAAGGUCGGCUACAAGCAGCUCAACCUCAUGUACUACUUCACGGCCGGCGAAAAGGAGGUGCGGUGCUGGACCGUGCGCAAGGGUGCCCUCGCGCCCCAGGCCGCCGGUGUGAUCCACUCGGACUUUGAGCGCGGCUUCAUCAAGGCCGAGGUCGUUGCGUUCAACGAUUUCAAGGAGCUCUCGGAAGGCGACAAGCGUGGCAUGACCAAGGUCAAGGCCGCCGGCAAGUACCGCCAGGAAGGCAAGACGUACGUGGUCCAGGACGGUGACAUUAUCCACUUCCAGUUCAACGUCACAAACAAGAAGAAGUAAAAAGCGUCGCUUUCUUUCAGUCUAUCAAUUCAGCGAUAUUCUAUUUCA